GUUGUCUCUGCCUUGUAGCGGUGUGACGUCAGAGGGAAAUUCCGGUGUGCAGGACACAAAGUGUGUCGUCACAUGUUCGAUUCCGCAGCUCGAGCUUCUCUUUUCUUCUUGUGGAUUAAAUGAUGUUUUUACAAAGUGUCGCUGCUGCACGCGACGAAGUGAAGAGACUCGAGUGCUCACCCUAACAGACCUCAGCUCCCGAGGGGCCCCGGGCCCUUUGCAGACACGAUGGCUGGAGAAGACCACUACCUUCAUUCUAACAAUCAGAUUUUCGACAACAUGAUUAUGGAUGCACCGUGGGAGUUUCAGCCCUACGCUGCCAUGUCUCAGACGACGUCCCUGAGAACAGCGGACGGACCGUUCCUGCAGAUCCUGGAGCAGCCGAAGCAGCGAGGCUUCAGGUUCAGAUACGGUUGUGAAGGUCCGUCUCACGGCGGUCUGCCAGGAGCGUCCAGCGAGAAGAACAGGAAGACCUACCCCACCGUCAAGAUCGGUAACUACCAGGGUCCAGCCCGGGUUGUGGUCCAGCUUGUGACGGCGCUCCCCACCCUCCCUCAGCUUCACGCUCACAGUCUGGUGGGAAAACAGUGUGACAAAGGAAUCUGCAUCACGGACCUGCAGCCCAAAGACUCCAGCAUCAGUUUCCCAAACCUGGGGAUUCUCCAUGUAACGAAGAAGAACGUGGCGAAGACUCUGGAGGAGAGGAUGAUCGAGGCGUUCAGGAUGGGAUACAACUGUGGCGUCUCCAUCCACCCAGAGAUUGAUGCCCUGCAGGGGGAGGUUCGAGUCCCCCGAGACCUCCACGAUCACCAGCGCAGUGUGAUCAGCAGUGCAGCGUCUCUACAGGCUAAAGAAAUGGACCUCAGUGUGGUGCGGCUCUUGUUCACGGCGUUCCUCCCCGACAGUGACGGAGGUUUCUCCAGACGACUGGAACCCGUCGUGUCUGAACCGAUCUACGACAGCAAGGCUCCGAACGCCUCCAACCUGAAGAUCGUGAGGAUGGAUCGAACCGCCGGCUGCGUGACGGGAGGAGAGGAGGUUUAUCUGCUGUGCGACAAAGUCCAGAAAGAUGACAUCCAGGUCCGGUUCUAUGAAGAAGACGACUCGGCGGUGACCUGGGAGGCUCUGGGAGAUUUCUCACCGACAGACGUCCACAGACAGUUCGCCAUCGUCUUCAAGACUCCGAAGUACCGAGACCAGAACCUGCAGAGGCCGACGUCCGUGUUCGUCCAGCUGAAGAGGAAGUCCGACAACGAGACCAGUGAACCCAAACCCUUCACCUACCACCCCCAGAUCAUCGACAAGGAGGAGGUGCAGAGGAAGAGGCAGAAGACUUUGCCCAACUUUCAGGACUUCAGCGGCCAUGGAGGAGGAGGAGGUCUGUACAGAGGAGGAGGUCCAGCAGCAGGAGGAGGCCCUGGCUCUGCAGGAGGAGGAGCAGGCGGUUUUAUCCAGGGUUUUACUACCUAUAACUAUGGAGGAGGAGGAGGAGGAGGAGGAGGAGGUUUCUCCACAGGAUACUCAGCUGGUCUGGCAGGAGGAGGAGGAGGAGGAGGAGGAGGAGGUUUCUCCACAGGAUACUCGGCUGGUCUGGGAGGAGGAGGAGGAGGAGGAGCAGCCAUCAAACACGCGUCUCAGAGCGGCACCGUGGACGACAGCGAUCCAGACGACGAUGACUCGGGGGCCGCGGUGCGAGCUUCAGCCCGGCCUGGAGGCGUGGAGGUGGGGGGGAGGACGGAGGAGGGGGGGGUCAGUGUGGAGCCAGAACCAGACACAGAUGAGCGGUGGGUCCAUGGGACCAGCCGACAGUUGGAGGCUCUCUUCCACUUCUCUGUAACAGGUGACCCAGUUUACCUGCUGGCUCCACAGCGCCCCCUGAUGGCAGCGCAGGACGAGGACGGGGACACCGGGCUCCAUCUGGCGGUCCUCCACAGCCAGCAGGCGGCGCUGAAGAGUCUGACCCAGGUGGUUUCUGCUCUGCCUGGAGAGGAAGUUCUCAACAUGAGGAACCACCUGUACCAGACUCCUUUGCACCUGGCGGUGAUCACGCAGCAGAGCGAGGCGGCCGAGGCGCUGCUAUUGGCCGGAGCCGACCCCACGCUGACCGAUCGCCACGGCAACACAGCUCUUCACCUGGCGGCACAGCAGGAAGGAGGAGGAGCUAUGGUCCAGUUUCUACUACAACACCAGGAAGUGAGAGGACUGAUGGAGCACAACAACACAGCAGGUCUGUGCCCGAUCCACCUGGCUGUUCUGGCCAAUCAGCUGUCUUCUCUCAGGGAGCUCCUGGAGGGCGGGGCCAACGUGGAGGCUCAGGAGCGCAGCUGUGGAAGGACCGCCCUCCACCUCGCCACGGAGGCCGACAACGUGUCGCUGGCCGGCUGCCUGCUGCUGGAGGGAAACGCAGACGUAGACUGCUGCACCUUUAAUGGCUCCACCCCCCUCCACACUGCUGCAGGGAGGGGCUCCGUCAAGCUCACAGCGCUCCUGGUGGCGGCAGGGGCCGACCCUCAUAAAGAGAACUAUGAGCCGCUGUUCUUCAGAGAGGACGAGUGUUGCCAUGACGACGCAGACGCAGACGAAGGCUACAUCCCAGGAACCACUCCGUUCAACAUGGCCGCCACCACCCAGGUGAUUGAGCUUCUCAACGGAAAAGAGUACGAAGCCAAAACUCCUCACGGAGCCGUGAGCCGACCACAAGGUGACCUGGCGAGCCUGGAUGUGGGGGUGAAGCAGGAAGUGUGUUGUGCCCUGGAGAGUGAAGGAUGCUGGGAGAAGCUGGCUCACAGUCUGGGCCUUGGGAUCCUAAACACGGCGUUCAGACUGAGCCCCUCCCCCGCCAAGACACUGCUGGACAGCUACGAGGUUUCGGGGGGGACGGUCAGUGACCUGUUGGCUGGUCUGAGGUCAGUGGGAGAGUGCAGAGCGCUGAGCAUCCUGGAGGAGGCGCUGCGUCGCUCUGAGGAAACGUCGACGAGCGUCGAGUCUCGGGUGAAGGCGGACGUUCGGAUUGACAGCGGCGUCUGUGACAGCGGGGUGGAGCUUUCCACAGCGUAAGGACCUGAUUGGUCCGUCUCCAGCUGCUUCAUCAGAAGAAGCACAAUCAUCAUCAUUCACGACGUCUCCAGGAAUGAAGGUUUCUCACCAAGGUUUUAAAUGAAAUGUGUGAAAACGUCGACGGCUGAUUCUUGUUUCUCAGAAAGAAAAAGUAAAUAUUCUUCCUGCGCCUCAAACAGUCGGUUUAGAGGAAUUCACCGAAACCUUCCAGGAGACUUUGAAUUCUCUUUCUGAUUCCUGCUCUGCUGACGGGACCUUUUCUGUCCAGACGUCUGCAGCAGUGGCGGCUGGUGAUAAAAUGUAUUUUAGGUCUCGCACCCACGUGGUUGUCCACUGUACCUCCGUGCCGACACUCUGAAACAUCAAACAGGUGAAGCAAUGAGACAAAACCCCAACUCCAGUUAUCGUCUCUGUUUCUCAGAACAAGAGCAGGAGAAGCUCCGGGGGUUUAAAACUCGUCUUCAUCACUUGCUGCUGAAUCUGUAAAUCAGGUUGGACCAAGAUCCUUCAUCCUCUUUUUGUAAAGAAAGAGAGAGAGCUGCAACAACCAAUCAAAGAGCAGCCUCAGGUCACAUGGUUAACAGAAGUAUCAGGACCCACAUUCACAUCCUCUUGUCCGGCACCAGGAAGUAAAUGUAUUUAGACAGAAAUGAACCAAAGACAGUUUAAAAACAAUUUAUAUUGAAUAAUCACCGGUGCUGACGGUCGACCGGGGGCAUUGUACCAGUAAAAUAUUAUAUAAUUAUGUUAAACAUUAUUAUUCAGGCUUCUUGCCUCAGGACGUUGGAGGGGGCGGAGCCCAGCGCCCGUAUUAACCAGCCGCCACUGGUCUGCAGAGAGAUUGGUGCUUCAGACGCACAUGAUUGUAAAGUUCAGAUGUUUUUUUUUAUGUGUUAAAUCAACUGUGUCACUCCCUGAACGUCUGUUCUCUGUGACUCUGCUGAGUGGGUUCCAUCUCCUGAGAAGAACUGACUGAGAGUCAGCUUCAACUGUCACAACCAGCUCCACUUGAAGAGUGAAGUUGAACUGAGAUCAGCUCCAAUAUUCAGCAGGAAACUGUUAAAACACGAGCUCGACUCAACAAUUGAGACAUUUGCAUGAAACCACCUGGACACUCAGAACAGAGGUAAUCACCACAUGUGGCUGCAGGGGGCGCUGUUGAUUUAAUUUCACAUUUAUAAUGAAAACAUCUGAACCCAUUUUCUUUUGUCUCGUCACUGAAACGUAAACAUGAACUUAAGGGACUUUAGUUUUUGCUCGAACCAAAGAGAACUUCCAAUGCAUUGUGGGAAAGGUAGUUUAACAGAUGCUAUUUAUCUUCUGAGCUCUGCACACUUCAACGUGAGCUUUUCAUUGGUUGUCUGUUUUUUUAAAUAAAACUUGUUUUUUAUAUAAUU
Messenger RNA from Hippoglossus stenolepis (Pacific halibut), 4454 nucleotides. RefSeq names its product nuclear factor of kappa light polypeptide gene enhancer in B-cells 1 (gene nfkb1). Bases 229 to 3057 code for a protein of 942 amino acids. Gene Ontology annotation, molecular function: DNA-binding transcription factor activity, RNA polymerase II-specific; protein binding; RNA polymerase II cis-regulatory region sequence-specific DNA binding. Gene Ontology annotation, cellular component: cytoplasm. Lineage: Eukaryota; Metazoa; Chordata; Actinopteri; Pleuronectiformes; Pleuronectidae. The transcript has 24 exons. Gene Ontology annotation, biological process: response to cytokine; canonical NF-kappaB signal transduction; innate immune response. The record is from RefSeq and is a predicted model, not a curated record.